Molecule: messenger RNA, 3778 nt
Organism: Cylas formicarius (sweet potato weevil)
Lineage: Eukaryota; Metazoa; Arthropoda; Insecta; Coleoptera; Brentidae
Gene: TBCD
Product: tubulin-specific chaperone D
Exons: 7
Coding region: 52-3546 (1164 amino acids)
Biological process (GO): bicellular tight junction assembly; post-chaperonin tubulin folding pathway; microtubule cytoskeleton organization
Cellular component (GO): lateral plasma membrane
Molecular function (GO): GTPase activator activity; beta-tubulin binding
Source: RefSeq, a predicted model, not a curated record
AAAAGGGUGUUUGGCUGUUUUUAUAUACGUAAAUAAAUCUGCACAUACGUCAUGGUUAAUAAUCAUAAUGAAGAGUUUGAAAAAGACGUGGAGCCAUUCGGGCUUGGAUGCGCUCUGGAUUAUUUUUCGGACCACGAAGAAGUAUUCCGGGUGAUAAAUAACCUCUCAAACAUUGUUGAUGGAGAUAGAUCCUACCAAGAAAAAACGUAUGAGAGAUUUUCCUUUAUUCUGAGUCAAUAUAUAGAACAGCCUCACCUGUUAGACUCGCAUAUUGAUAAGUUAUUAGAGAAAUGUAUUGAGAUAAUUCGAAAUAAAGAUACUGAGAUGAAAUUAAAACACUUGACCUUCAGCUACAUGUUUGUACUAGUCAAUGUAAGAGGUUACAAGGACAUUGUUAAGCAUUUGCCUCACGAAGUCUCAGAUUUCGAACCCGUUUUGCAACUUCUUGAACUCCAAGAUCCGAACGAUACAGAAACAUGGACCACUCGAUAUAUUUUGUUGUUGUGGUUGUCAAUAAUUGUGAUGAUACCAUUCCAUUUAGCGAGGUUUGACGAUAGCGAGUCGGGCAAGAAGACAGUCAUGGAUCGUGUUUUGGAUGCAAUUAAAGUUUACUCUGUAGUUCCCGAUAAAUGCAGGGAUGCAGCCGCAUUUCUGGCGAACAAGUUUAUUACGAGAAACGACGUGAAAGUUUUGCAUCUCAAGAAUUUUUUGGAUUGGACAAUGGAAGAGAGUCUUUCAAAGGACAGCAAUAUUUUCGUCAAAUAUGGAUCGCUCACCUGUGUCGCAUCCAUUAUUAAGCAUGGAAAACGCGAGGACAUCUUGCCACAUGCAAGAAGGUUACUGCAAUGGAUAACUAAUGCAGACUUUAAGGAAAACUCUGGCGCAAAUGUGCUAAAAUUGGUUUACAAAAUUAUCCAGCGCAUCGGGUUGACGUUUUUGCCUCCGAGAAUCGCGUCGUGGAGAUAUCAGCGAGGGAAUAGGUCGUUGGCGGCAAAUUUGAGCGCCGGUGAUAUGGAAUCGACUUUCUCGUCCGAUUUUGAUAACAGUGCCUCAGAGGAAUACAUAGAGGUUCCAGACGAUGUGGAAGAGAUUAUUGACCAACUUAUUCAAGGACUAAGAUGUCCCGACAGUGUUGUCAGAUGGACGGCGGCCAAAGGUGUCGGACGUGUAACAUCGCGUCUACCCAAAGAUUUAGCCGACGACGUGGUCGGUUACGUAGUGGAGUUGCUCGGUCCCCGAGAAAACGACGCAGCCUGGCACGGCGGGUGUAUAGCUCUGGCCGAGCUGGGCCGUCGAGGUUUUCUUUUGCCGGAAAGGUUGCCCCAAGUGGUGCCGUUAAUACUCAAAGCUUUGGUUUACGACGAGCCUAAAGGAUACGCUUCGGUCGGUUCCCAUAUCAGGGACGCCGCCUGUUACGUGUGUUGGGCAUUCGCCAGGGCUUACGAGCCGCGCGAUUUGGCCCCCUACGUGCAAGAUAUCGCGAGCACGCUCUUGGUGGUCACCUGUUUCGACAAGGAGAUCAACUGCAGAAGGGCGGCGUCGGCCGCUUUUCAGGAAAACGUGGGCCGGCAGGGUACCUUCCCUCACGGCAUCGAUAUCUUGACGACCGCCGAUUUUUUUGCGGUCAGCGUUAGAACCAACGCUUACCUGAACAUAAGCGUUUAUAUAGCGCAGUUUCGGGAGUACACAGUGCCCCUCGUCGACCAUUUGGUCGCCAGGAAGGUCGACCAUUGGGACGCCGGCAUCAGGGAACUCGCUGCCAAAGCCCUGCACAACCUCACGCCGAAGGCACCCGAAUAUAUGGUGGAGAAAGUUUUGCCCGCCCUUUUCGACAAAACCGACGGCAUAGACCUGAAUGCACGUCACGGGGCGGUCCUGGCCAUCGGACAAAUCGUGCACGCCCUCUCGUCGCUGAACUCCCAUCCGCCCGCGAAGUUAAGUGACCUUAUACUCAUCGAAGCGAAGGCACUUGUCCGGAAAUUCCGGGAUCGCGGCGGGUUCCGGGGCAUGGGGGGUGAACUCAUGAAGCAAGCCUGCGCCAGCUUCAUAGAGAAGUGCUCUUUGGCACGGGCGCCCUUUCACAACGAUCCCGUUUUAGACGAUUGGAUGGCGCUUUUGAACGAAUGCCUGUCGUACGAGGUAGCGAACGUGAGACAGGCGGCGGUUACCGCCUUUCCGGUGGUGCUCGGGGAGUAUUACUCCACCCCCGAGCGGGAGGAGAGUAACAAAGUCAUGGUGGAGAGGUAUAUACGCGAACUGUUAUCAGAAAACAAGCAGUCGGCCCGAAUGGGGCACGCCCUCGCUUUAGGGUCGUUGCCACGGUUCAUAUUGCUGCAGAACUUUGAGGCAGUCAUCGACGCUCUGACGGAGUCCUCGAAAAUAACCCCGGCCACCCUUAAAUGGGCGGAGAGCCGAAGGGAUGCCGUGAAGGCUUUGACGAUGAUCUCGUCGACCAUGAUCGGGGAGUUGGGUGGGAAUUUCGGCGACCACGUCAUCUCCAGAAUAUACGAGACGUUUUUCGAAGGGUUGAAAGAUUACACCCAGGAUAAAAGAGGCGAUAUUGGUGCUUGGGUUAGGGAAGCGUCGGUGACGGGCCUGCAAGUGCUGACGCUGUUGCUGACCGAGCGUUAUCCGGCAAUCUUGUCGUCCGAGCUAAUGAACAGGGUGCUGUCUAGCAUAGCGCAGCAGGCAGUCGAGAAGAUUGACCGCACGAGGGCGCUAUCGGGCAAAGUGUUCUACAGCUUUAUUUAUAACAAUCCCAGAGUGCCGAAUAUCCUGCACCACGACGCGAUAUCGUCGAUUUUCCCCAAAAACGAGUGCGACAUUUUGAACUGGAACUCGGCGGCAGCCACGUUUCCCAAAUUUGUGCAGCUGCUUCGAUUCGAGCCCUUCACUUAUAACCUCCUAGUCGGUCUCAUAUGCAGCGUAGGAGGACUAACCGAAUCGCUAGUUAAAAAUGCGGGAACUUCGUUGUUCGAUUACCUGAGGCAUCAGCUGGACGAAAAGGACGGAGAGACAGAGAUCGUGAGGAUAUGCGAAACGGUUCACAAAAUUUUCGUCGAUUUCCAAAAAAUCGAUCGAAUCACCGUUCCCUUGUUCAGGUUUUUGGAUCAGCUUUUUGAUUCGGGCUGCAUAAGCACCCUCUUGGAAAACUCGCGGUCUAGCUUCCCCAAGAGGGUACUCAAGCUAGUUCAGAUGGAGAUAGCGGGCUGCAAGGAUAUUUACAAGCUGAUCGAUGGCAUUAACGUGCUCUGCCAGUUUAUCCAAGUGAAAGGAGAGGUGUGCGAAAUCGCCUUGAUCCAGUUGUCCAUCUUGUUGUGUCACAGGCAGCCUUACGUUCGACGUUCCACCGCUGCCAAGCUAUACGAAUCGAUAUUGGUGAACGGAGAGAGCAGCAAUAUCUCGAUCGAUAAUCUCAACGAGGUGAUGCAAGUGUUGAGCAACACAAAUUGGGAAGAGUCCAUCGAAAUCGUUCGACCCGUCAGGAAUCAACUUUGCAAUCUGAUGGGCGUCAGAGUUCCCGUGUCUGUCAAAAAGAAAGCCUGACUUUCACAUUUACUGCCUUAACCUGUACCAAUUUCCUUUUUUUAAAUGCACGCUUUUAUUAAUAAAAAAAUGAUUAUGACAUAAGCGUUUGAUUUUUGACACAAUAGUGCAAUUACUAGGAUCAUGUUUCUUAAUGUGAUUUGCUAUGGCAGGCAUCAUUAAACAGGAUGGACGAUUUAAAAGUUUUCAAAUCUAAGAAAAUCGAUAAAAUUACUAAUGAAUUAUUAUAUGA